Molecule: messenger RNA, 2424 nt
Organism: Durio zibethinus
Lineage: Eukaryota; Viridiplantae; Streptophyta; Magnoliopsida; Malvales; Malvaceae
Biological process (GO): protein K48-linked deubiquitination
Cellular component (GO): cytosol; cell periphery
Molecular function (GO): K48-linked deubiquitinase activity; cysteine-type carboxypeptidase activity; cysteine-type deubiquitinase activity
Source: RefSeq, a predicted model, not a curated record
CAUUAAUAGUUAUAAUAAAAUGGAGAAAGAAAAUAAGAAAAACAAACUUUUGUGUUGCCGUCAAAAUAAAAGGCCUCCAUACAAUAAUGUGGUGACGUAAAUUUUCUGUGAUUAAAUUGUUUCAAAGCAAAAGAAGAAAGGAAAAUGUCCGCUGCUGCUGCUGAUGCUUCUUCUUCUUCUUGUUCGGCUUCUUCUGUGUGUGAAUCGAAGGAAGAAGCAGUGAAAGAAGGACUCAAUCAAGAACAACAAAAGCAAGAAGCAAUUAAAGAGUGCAUGCACAAGACUAAGGUUAUACAGUUCUUAGGUCGUACUACGCCUAUUAUUCUCCAAAACGACAAUGGACCUUGCCCUCUCCUUGCCAUCUGUAAUGUUCUCCUUUUAAGGAAUAAUUUGAACCUGAGUUCCGAUAUAACUGAAGUUUCACAGGAGAAAUUGCUUUCACUGGUGGCCGAGCGCGUCAUUGAUUCCAACAGUAAUGUCAAUAAUAAAGAUGCAGGUUAUGUUGAAAAUCAACAACAGAAUAUUGCAGAUGCAAUUGAUUUACUUCCACGCCUUGCUACAGGGAUUGAUGUAAAUAUUAAAUUCAGGAGAAUAGAUGAUUUCGAGUUCACUCCUGAGUGUGCCAUAUUUGAUCUGCUUGAUAUUCCCCUCUAUCAUGGUUGGAUAGUUGAUCCCCAGGACUAUGAAACUGCUAGUGCCAUUGAGUCAAAAUCCUACAAUGCCAUUAUGGAGGAGCUUGUUGCAUUGGAAACACGAAAUAUGGAGGUUUCACAUAAAAAUAACUCUGAAGAUUGUGUGGAUUUUGCUGCUGCAACCACUGCCACUCUAGGAGUUCCCUCUCCUAACCUUUCAAAAACCAGAUCUUUUGAUGAUUCUCCUUGUUUUGUGUCUGAUCAGCAAAUAUUAAGAAAGGGGGAUCUUGAGGAGGAAGAAGAGCUAUUGAGAGUCUUGAAAUUGUCAAAAGCUGAAUUGCCAACCUCAGUUGGUGAUCCUGGCAGUUUAGAUGAAAGAUCAUGUUCAAAGAACCUUGUUUCUGUAGAUUCUGUAGAUACAGUAGAGGGGGACAAAGGUGUUGAACAUCAGAACUUGCAGUGGCACAAACCAUCUUUUUCUGAUAAUUGCACUUUCUUGAGCAAUGGUAGUGGUAUUAAAACAUGUUUUGAGACCCUCACAAGGGAAGAGUCCCCAAAGACUGAUGGGAUUAAUCAGGAUCAGUUAUCUUACGUUAAAUAUAGGCAAAUUAGCCUUUCAAAUGAUGUGGUUGAGAAGAGUAAUUUUGAGACAAUGGUUUUCAAGGGGAGUAGUGCUGAAGAAUCGCUCCAGAUUGAAAGUGCAGCUCCUGUUUCUCUGGCAAAGGAAACUGCUUCUAUAGAUGGAAAGAACACUGAAAUUUCACAAGGGGGUGAAACAAUUGAGAUUCAAUCCACUUCUGCUACUGAUGCUCAGGACAUUCCAGAUAAUGUGAAUGGGUGUGAUUCACCAGAAGUAUCAUCUGUGUCUUUACAAAAUGCUAGUUCAGAUUCAUCUGGUGGCAGAAUGCAUCAUGCAGAUGUACCUGAAGCGUUUACUUCUAGUCUUGAUGGAAGUGAACCUAUAUAUGAAGGUGAAGAAUGCAUAUUAGAUUCAGUAACAACAACAUAUGAGGACCGGGAGCCUGUAUAUGAAGGUGAGGUAAUUCUUGCAAAACAAGCUGAAAAAAGAGCUGUAGAGGACUGCAAUGUGAAGUCUAAAGAUGAAAUCACUCCACAAGAAGGGGAACUGAUUGGAAACUUUUUGAAGAACAAUGCCAGUCAAUUGACCUUUUAUGGGCUUUUUUGCUUACAAGAUGGUCUUAAAGAACGUGAGCUUUGUGUUUUUUUUCGUAAUAAUCAUUUCAGCACCAUGUUUAAGUAUGAUGGUGAACUCUAUCUUUUAGCUACUGACCAAGGUUAUCUAAAUCAGCCUGAUUUGGUUUGGGAGAAACUAAAUGAGGUCAAUGGAGACACACUGUUUAUGACUGGCAACUUCAAGGAAUUCAAGGUGGAUAGUCAUGCCACCGGUACUUGGGAUGAACAAAAUGCUAUGGCUAGUGCUGCUGACUACAUUGCCACCAUUGAUAGUGCAUCGCAAGCAGGAUUGGACAUAACCUCAGAUUUACAGCUUGCAAUAGCUCUACAACAACAAGAGUUUGAACAACAGCCGCAGCGUCAGAAUGUGCAGCAACCACCCAUUGUUGGUGGUUCAAGAAUAGUAACAGGUCCCCAGGUGCCGAGAAGCAGUGGAAGGAACUCUUCAUCUUCAUCAUCAAAGCAAGAUGCAAAAUUAAAAGAAAAGUGUAUUGUGAUGUGAGUUUCGCUUUAAUGCAUUUGGGAAAUCAUUGUACUGUAAAUGGUGGGUGUCUUGGUCCAAUUGCAUUUCAACACUAAUAAAAACCCUGAUUAACCA